Molecule: messenger RNA, 2609 nt
Organism: Mercenaria mercenaria
Lineage: Eukaryota; Metazoa; Mollusca; Bivalvia; Venerida; Veneridae
Product: follistatin-like
Exons: 2
Coding region: 543-1406 (287 amino acids)
Biological process (GO): anatomical structure development
Molecular function (GO): collagen binding; extracellular matrix binding; protein binding
Source: RefSeq, a predicted model, not a curated record
AAAGGGUUUAGAAUAUCGGUAAAUGUAGUUAGGUUUGGUACACUAAAGCGCAAUUUUACAAUACACUGCGAUAUUUUUACUACUAUAUAUUGCGUUCAUUGUAAUUUUCAUACAACUUUUCAAAGUGGAGAGAUAUAGUCAUAACAUUUUAAUAAUAGUUUCAUAACGUUUUUGUUAGUUCGGAAAUAGUUUUCACGGCGGUAGAAAGUUCAACUAGCGGAACUUAUAUGCUAUUUAUCUGUUGUGAAUUUAUUCCGUUCUUUGUUGUGGAAUACAAUAAUGACAAAGCGAUAGAUGUGGUUUUGCAUAAAUAUUUUUUAAUAAUAAUAUUUUGAAUAGACCGAAAAAAGGAAAACUUGAUAAUGUGAUAUAAGAAUGUGCAAUAAGUUUCGAAUGUUCAGAAAAUUGUGGAAUUUUUGUAGUGAUACAAUAAAAUUUAAAAUAAUGUAAUUAUUAAAGUUGUUGCUGCCGGACACAGAAGCUGGACGAACUGACUUUUAUUAGUUUAUUUAUUUAUCUAUUAAUUUUUAAGAUUAUAAAACAUGAGAUUUUGGAGCAGACUAGCGAUUCUGUAUUGUCUAAAAGCCGUACUGGUGUCCGGUUACGAGUUCGAUGCGGAUUAUCUGAUUCCUCCGAAAUGUCAGCCCUGUGAUGCCAAGUCGUGUCCCCAGUUGACAUUCUGUGCUGGUAAGAGGGUGAAGGACAAUUGUGGUUGUUGUCCCAGAUGUUCAUCAGACCUGUUUCAGCCUCAUCCCAGAGACCCGCAGCCGCCGCCGGGGGCUCAAUUGCCAUCUGAUGCAACAGAAGUGGAUGAAAAUAAAGCCGAUAAUCCCUGCGACAAGAGACAGUGUCCAAAGUUCAAGGUGUGCAUGAUCAACGUGCAAGGUCUGCCAAUAUGCACGUGUCCAAGUUCAUACGUCUGCAAAAAUCAUGGUAAAAAAGGAAAGCCGGAAGAAGUUUGCGGAAGUGACGGUAUAACAUACGACUCACGUUGCCACCUGCGGAUCGCAAGUUGUAAUAGUGCACGUAGAAUCAAGCGUAAACAUGACGGAGAAUGUACAAAAGAAGACUUGGCAGAAAUCAAUGCAAUUGAAAGGCAAGUUGAGAAAAACAAAAUAAAUCAGAUAGACUUCGGGAGUAAUACUGGUACACAAGAUGCAGAAUAUCUUGCUGCUCUUAACAGAGCGAAAAAACGGCGAUUGCGUCAAAAGAAGAAACAAGAUAAAAAGAAGAAGAGGAAACGAAAGAAGCAAAGAAAGGAACGGAGCAAAAAGAGAGGAAACAAACGACAGAAAAGAAUGAAAAGGCGAAAUGAAGGUUACAAUAUGUAUUCAAAAAGGUAUGGGUACUUAAUAGGACGGAAUACAAGAUGGAGUAAAAGUCAAAUCAGAAAGAGUAGAAUAUAGACAGACUUUAGGUGAAAUUACGUUCCGACAUUAUGUGAUAGAGUGAAACUGACGACGUAAGUGUAUAUGGAUAUUACGCAGAUGUUAUACAAAAAAAGUUGGAUAAGUAAUUUCGUGCGUUGUUUAUAUUUGAGUGUUGUAAUGUUUACUUGUAUUGUUGUGAUACUCAGGCAGACAUGCAGCUGUCCGUAUUCGUGUGAACAUUUGUCAGAAACAUAUGAGCCGCGCCAUGAGAAAACCAAUAUAGUGGCUUUGCGACCAGCAUGGAUCCAGACCAGCCUGCGCAUCCGCGCAGUCUGGUCAGGAUCCAUGCUGUUCGCUAACGGUUUGUCUAAUUGAAAGCGAACAGCAUGGAUUCUGACCAGACUGCGCAGAUGCGCAGGCUGGUCUGGAUCCAUGCUGGUCGCAAAGCCACUUUGUUGGUUUUCUCAUGGCGCGGCUCAUAUGAACAUAUGUCAUGAAAAGUAUCUCCAUAUAAAUUUUGUAAUGGGGUUAGUCUUUUUGAUAGGAAAUAGUUCAGUAUUGGGUUCCAAUUCUCAUUUCAAUUGCAUGCUCAUUCAAACGUAAACGACAGUAGAAAGUAUAUUUUCUUGCCAUCGGAAGUAAUGUGUAAAUUUUGGAUUUUAAACAUGGAAUUUUAAUAUUUAUUAGAUGUAUAUUUUAUCAUUUAUCUAUAAUACCAUGAGUAUGAAUAUGAUGUGUGUUAGUUUUAGAAAUUUACUUCAUUCUUUUACAAUGUUUUAAUUAUUACGUAACAAAAUAUUUUGUCCACUUUAAUCAUUAGUUUCACAAUGCACAGUGUGUCCAGUUUUUUGCAAAAUGAUAGGUUAACAGAGGAACGAAUUUGAAAGGAAUUCAAGUAUUCACUGUUAAAUAAAGACAGAAACAGCAUAAGCAUUUAUGUAUUGUUAAAAUAUCAUAACUUAAAUAUAGAAUGAACCAGUUCAAUAUCGAGAGUCUGAUUGUCUGACAGUGUAAUUGGUCUCUGUGACAAUUUGAUAUGUCAUAUUACCUAAACUUUAUGUGCGAAAAACAUGUUAAUAGUGUUAAAAAAAGUCAAAUACUGUCCGAUUUCUGGACAAUAGAGACACAGCUUAAAUAGCAUCUAAUUAAGUAACAUAUAUACAUUACUGGUUCAAAGAGACAGUUUCUCCUCGAAUAUCUUUACACAUUUAUGUAAGAAAAUAAAGAUUUAAAAGGAAA